AUGGCUUUGGCUGGCUUCUUCCUUGUCCUCGCCUUUUCGGCAGUGCUAUCUCUUCUGAUCCCUAUAGGUCGGCGGUCUAAAAGCCUCCCGCCAGGACCACCAACUCUCCCGUUAGUUGGCAACCUCCACCAGAUCCCAAAAACGGGUGCUCAUUACAAAUUCACCGAAUGGGCGCGCAUGUAUGGCGGUAUUUUCUCACUGAAGUUGGGCCCAGCCACAGCCGUGGUCAUCACGGACCGACGCCUGGUAAAGGAAUUACUUGACAAAAAGGGCAACGUCUAUAGCGCCCGGCCGCAGUCAUAUGUCGCGAACGACCUUAUCACCGGCGGCGACCACCUACUAGUGAUGCAGAACGGCACCAAGUGGCGACUCUUCCGGAAGUUGGUCCAAAAUCACUUUAACGAGGCGCGUUGCCAACAAGAGCAUGUCGAGCUGGUAGAGGCUGAGGCGGUGCAGAUGAUGCACGAUAUUAUGGUGGCGCCCGAAGGCCUGAUGUUGCACCCAAAGCGCUUCAGUAACAGCAUCAUCAUGAGCCUGGUUUUCGGCAUCCGUACCCCGUCGGUGCGGACCAAGCACAUGCUGCAGCUUUAUGACGUGAUGGAGAAAUGGUCGGCCGUGAUGGAAACGGGUGCAACUCCUCCCGUGGACAUCUUCAGCUUCCUGAAGUGGGUACCCGAAUCGAUGUUUGGUAAUUGGAAGAAACGCUCGCUCGACGUCAACGUGAUGAUGGUAGCACUAUACGCGAGCAUGGUCGGAAGAGUGCGUAAGCGCCGUGAAGCAGGGCACCAAAAAGCUUCUCUACUUGACGGCGUUCUCGACGCGAUGGCAGCUCCUGGUAGCGGUAGCGAAGGCCUCAGCCUCAACGAAAACGAGAUCAACUUCCUCGGCGGCGUACUAAUGGAGGGUGGGUCCGACACGAGCGCCUCGAUCCUGCUCGCUUUUCUUCAGGCCAUGAUCAAGUACCCGCAUGUGCAGCAGCGCGCGCAAGCUGAGAUCGACGCCCUUCUCGGCGCCAAUAGUACCGCCAUCGAGCGCUCGCCUCGAUGGGAAGACUAUGCUCAGCUCCCGUAUGUUGCCCAGAUUGUCAAGGAGACGAUGCGUUGGCGUCCCGUCACGCCACUGGGAUUUCCGCACGCGACGAACGCCGAUGACGUCGUAGACGGGUACACGAUCCCCAAAGGCACCACCGUGCUCCUCAAUGUGUGGGGUCUGCACCACGAAAGAGCUGGCGCGGAUGGGGCUCUCUCGCCGUUCGCCUUCGAUCCCGACCGCUUCGCAGGCCGCACCGCGCCCGCCCCCACAUUCGCCGCUUCCAAAGAUUAUGAGGCGCGCGAUCAUUACGGUUACGGUGCCGGCAGGCGGUUGUGUCCUGGUAUUCAUCUCGCCGAGCGGAACCUGUUCGUGGGCAUGGCCAAGCUGCUGUGGGCGUUUACGCUGGAAGAGAAGCCCGGCGCAGUACCUAUCGACGUUGAUCCCAAGACUGGGUAUUCCGAAGGAUUUUUGCAUUGCGCUAAACCGUUUGCGUGCGAGGUGAAGGUUCGGGGGAGGAAUGAGGCGGAGAGGAAGAGGAGAAGGGAGAUUGUGUUAGCUGAGUUUGGAAGAGCGGGUGAGAUAUUUAAGGUGUUCGAAUGA
Molecule: messenger RNA, 1632 nt
Organism: Didymosphaeria variabile
Lineage: Eukaryota; Fungi; Ascomycota; Dothideomycetes; Pleosporales; Didymosphaeriaceae
Exons: 4
Coding region: 1-1632 (543 amino acids)
Molecular function (GO): heme binding; iron ion binding; monooxygenase activity
Source: RefSeq, a predicted model, not a curated record